Messenger RNA from Carcharodon carcharias (great white shark), 1382 nucleotides. RefSeq names its product GATA zinc finger domain containing 1 (gene gatad1). The transcript is spliced from 5 exons. Gene Ontology annotation, biological process: chromatin organization; regulation of DNA-templated transcription. The coding region runs from base 136 to 921 and encodes 261 amino acids. Gene Ontology annotation, cellular component: nucleus. The record is from RefSeq and is a predicted model, not a curated record. NCBI's taxonomy places the organism in Eukaryota, Metazoa, Chordata, Chondrichthyes, Lamniformes, Lamnidae. Gene Ontology annotation, molecular function: sequence-specific DNA binding; zinc ion binding.
GUCCUCCCGUCGCUAGAGGUCGCAGCGGCCUGUCGGUCCUCCCGCCGCUCUAUCUGCGGAGGGAAAAGGCCUGGGUUUGGUUUCGGGUGGCGUUAUCUCUGGUUGGGUUAGUGGGUGCUCGGUGAAGACACGGAGAUGCCGCUGGGUUUGAAGCCGUCCUGCAGUGUGUGCAAGGCCAAUUCCUCGGCCAUGUGGAGGAAGGGCAGUCAGGGUGAGAUCGUCUGCAACAACUGCGCCGGCAAAAGUCCCGGACCUGGCUCGGUCUCCGGCUCAACUUCGGGCCCUGGAGCAGCCCCGGCUGCUCAGCAGAGCAACGGCGGGAGUGGCGGCGGCAGCGGCGGCGGCAGCAGCAGCAAACAGGCAAAGCAAGAAAUCCACAGGCGCUCUGCAAGGUUACGGAACACAAAAUACAGGUCUAUGCCCCCUGCUGAAAAGAAAGUUUCUACUAAAGGAAAGGGACGUAGACAUAUAUUCAAAUUAAAAAACCCAAUUAAAGCACCAAAAUCUGUGUCUACGAUAAUCACAUCUGAAUCCAUUUUCUAUGGGGGUAUAUAUUAUCAAGUUGGAGAUAUAGUCUCCGUUGUAGAUGAAGAUGAUGAAAAGCUUUACUACGCUCAGAUCCGAGGAUUUGUGCAGGAUCAAUACUGUGAGAAGAGUGCAGUGAUUACAUGGCUUAUCCCAACUCAGGCAAGCUCCAAAGACCAGUUUGACGCAGCAACUUUUAUACUUGGACCAGAGGAAGACCUACCGAGAAAAAUGGAGCAUUUUGAAUUUAUCUGUCAUGCACCUUCUGAAUACUUCAAAUCACGAUCUACUCCAUUUCCAGUUAUUCCAACCAGACCUGAGAAAGGGUAUAUCUGGACCCGUGUUGGACCAACCCCUGCAAUAACGGUGAAAGAAUCGAUAGGGAACAGUUUAUAGCCAAGACACCAAAUCUAUCUUAAAAAUGAGUUUGUAUUUAGCAAUAUAACUGAACCUUAGCCUGAUUAAAAGGUGAGCUGUUGUAAACUAUUUUAACAUGUUUUAUGUGUUCACAACAUUUUAACUUCAUAGAGUUCAAAACUAUGUUGGUCUGAGGUUUAUGGCUUCCAAAAAUUCAGUUUAAUGGCUGACAAGUUUGUGAAAAUUAGAAUGGCAAAAUCUAUUUUUUGACAUGAGGCUGCUGGAACUUCUGCAGAACAUUGGGCAUCUUUUUCAGUAUAAAUGAGGUGCUGUAUCUGUAAAUUAUUAAGCAUAUUCUGUACACCUGUACAUUGUGCCACUUUUAGAUCCAAGUCAAUAAGUGGACCAAAUACAUGACUCAAUCCCGCAGUAAACGGAUUUGCAGAUGGUGGCAUUAUGAAUCUAAUUUUAUACAUUAAAUAAAAGUAUUGCAAAUUAAA